Messenger RNA from Trichechus manatus latirostris (Florida manatee), 612 nucleotides. It is a transcript of the gene NRSN2, whose product is annotated as neurensin 2. NCBI's taxonomy places the organism in Eukaryota, Metazoa, Chordata, Mammalia, Sirenia, Trichechidae. Gene Ontology annotation, cellular component: transport vesicle; neuron projection; neuronal cell body. The transcript is spliced from 2 exons. The record is from RefSeq and is a predicted model, not a curated record. Bases 1 to 612 code for a protein of 203 amino acids. Gene Ontology annotation, biological process: nervous system development.
AUGCUGAGCUGUGAUCGUUCCUGUGGCUGCAGCCGCGGCCCCAACGUGGAGGAUGGCAAGUGGUAUGGGGUUCGCUCCUAUCUCCACCUCUUCUAUGAGGACUGUGCGGGUACCGCCCUCAGCGAUGACCCCGAGGGCCCCCCUGUCCUGUGCCCCCGCCGACCCUGGCCCUCACUGUGCUGGAAGAUCAGUUUGUCCUCAGGGACCCUGCUUCUGCUGCUGGGUGUGGCAGCCCUGACCACUGGCUAUGCGGUGCCCCCCAAGCUGGAGGGCAUCGGCGAGGGUGAGUUCCUGGUAUUGGAUCAGCGGGCAGCUGACUACAACCAGGCCUUGCGCACCUGCCGCCUGGCAGGCAUGGCGCUUUGUGCAGCAGCUGGAGUCCUCCUGGCCUUCUGCCUAUUCUGGGCCAUGACUGGCUGGCUGAGCCAAGACACCAAAGCAGAGCCCUUGGACACUGAAGCUGACGGCCAUGUGGAAGUCUUUGGGGAUGAGCUGGAGGAGCAGCUGUCCCCCAUCUUCUGUGAUACCAGCAGUCAGUCAUGGCUCUCGACACCCGCUAGCCCCUUUGGGCAAUCCUCUGUGCUGACCAUCCAGCCCAAGCGGGACUCUUGA